Helianthus annuus (common sunflower) is the source of this 2586-nucleotide messenger RNA. Its product is annotated as disease resistance protein At4g27190. The record is from RefSeq and is a predicted model, not a curated record. Lineage: Eukaryota; Viridiplantae; Streptophyta; Magnoliopsida; Asterales; Asteraceae. The transcript has a single exon. Gene Ontology annotation, molecular function: protein binding; ADP binding. Bases 1 to 2586 code for a protein of 861 amino acids.
AUGACACACCAGUACCGCCAGUCCUGGACAGUGGCAAAGAAACUCGAUCUGGUGAAAGAGCUGAAUUCCACUGAUUUUGAAAUAGUUGCCCCUGAAAGAAGCUCUCCAAUAAAUUCAGUGGUGGAAAUGGUAGUGCCACCUCUUGUGGGGCAAGUGGCAGCGUCAGAUAUGAUGCGGCUUUUGGAAAUCCUGAACAGGGAUGAUAUUAGAAGGGUUGCUGUCUGUGGAGAGGGUGGCAUAGGGAAAACGACUUUGGCCAUGAACUUGAACAAUACGCUGCGCAUCAACUCUCCAAAUUCUUUUGAUAUUGUCAUCUGGGUUCAAGGUUCCAGAUCAUUGGAUUUGAGCACAAUUCAAUCUCAGAUUGCCAAGAGAAUUCAUCUAAAAGUGGAAGCAGGUGACACAACUCACAGUAUAGCUAGCGGAAUUCUUGAAAGACUGAAGCUGAGAACGAAGAUCCUCCUGAUUCUUGAUGAUGUAUGGGAAAAUAUAGAUCUUGAUGCUGUAGGUAUUCCAUCAAGGGAUCCAUGCUGCACGGUCCUUAUAACCACACGAUCUCUUGAUGUAUGCAAGCACAUGGCCGUUAAUCUUUCUUUUCGGCUAGAUCUUAUGAAUGAAGAAGAUGCUUGGAAACUUUUUGUUGAGAGUGUUGGACCUGUGGUACAUUCAGAUGGGAUAGAAUCUCUAGCAAGAAAAAUGGCUGCAAGUUGCCAUGGGCUGCCAUUGGCCAUCAAGACUCUUGGAAACUCUAUGAGGGGAGUAUCACUAAUAGAGUUGUGGCAAAAUGCACAUCGUACUUGGCGGUGCUCAUCACGUUUGUUCAGUUACAUCGAGCAAGAAGUCUUUCAACAUCUGGCACUGAGUUAUUAUUCCUUACCAAGUAAGGAUCUAAAGCAAUGCUUUCUUUAUUGUUCGUUAUACCCAGAAAGCUUUUCAAUAAAUGUUGGAGAACUUAUCCAAUGUUGGGUGUCUGAUGGUUUAAUCAUUGAAAACCUAACUGUAGAGGAAACUUUUAAGUAUGGGCUUGCUUUAAUUAAAAGUUUGGAGUACUUGGGACUAUAUCUAGAUGCAGCAGAAGGAACUGUGAAAAUGCAUGUUAUUUUUCGUGAGCUAGCCAUUCGUCUGUCUCAGAGAGAAAAAUUAUUGGGAUUUCAUUCACAAUCCAACCCUCCAUCCUAUAAGAUACCAAAUAAGUCAUCUAAAAGAGUUUCUUUCAUGUGCUGCAAGAUCAAAAACUUGCAAACUUUUCCUGAAUUUUCUCAGCUAACUGUCCUGUUUCUCCAAGAUAAUCCUAUAAAGAAAAUCCCAGAUGAGUUCUUUCACAAACAUAAGUACAUAAGAGUUCUAAAUUUAAGCAAAACUCAAAUUACGUUUUUGCCCCCAUCUUUUCGUUGCCUGAGUGAGUUGCGUUCUCUCUUUUUGAGAGACUGUCCUAUAGAAGAGCUACCUCCUCUUGUAUCUCUUGGUAAACUUGUAGUUCUAGACCUUUCUGGAACACGAAUAAAGGCUCUUCCUGAAUGGUUAGGAAGUCUGAAGAGUUUAAAAGAAUUAGAUCUGUCAUGCACACACUUUUUAGCGAGAAUAAGAACAGGAAGCAUAUCAGGAUUGUUAAGUCUUGAGACUCUUAAUAUGUCUUGUAGUGCUUUUAAUUGGAAUCUCCGUGCAGCAGAUCAAGGAACAACGUUGGAUGAGUUAUUACGAUUGGACCAGCUAUCAUCUCUUCACAUAAGGCUGGACUCGGUCGAGUUUCUUAAGUUUGCUUCUUCUUGGCUUAAAAAAUUAACAAGAUUUGAUAUCCAGAUUAGUCUAGGGAGCCAUGACUCACACCAUCAUGUCGCCAAACACAACGAAAAACGGUUGGUUCUUAGAGGAGUUAAUUUCCUGCAAGAAGAUCUUAAUGAUUUGUUACACAAGACAGGUUCGCUUGAUAUGUUAGCAUGUGUAGGCAUGAGCCAAAGACAUUGGCUUAGCCUAUCAUCCUUAACAUCACUAAAUUUGUCGCAUUGUGAUGUUGUAACACAUUUAAUAAGCAAUAAAAGAAGUUCCCCGGGAAUGUUUCUAAAUCUACAGCACUUGGUUCUUGAUCAUUUGCAAAAGUUAGAGAUAAUUGUUGAGGGAACAAUCCCUAGAGGAAAAUGCUUCAGAAAUCUGAAGACGAUUCAAGUAUCAGAUUGUCCGAUGUUAAAAGGAGUGGUAUCUCAUGCAAUGCUUUGUCAUGUUAAAAAUCUCGAAGAAAUUAAGGCAAGUGGUUGUGAAAACAUGUCAUGUAUCAUUGAUUCAGGUGACCAUGAAGAAACUCUUCCUAGUUUGAGAGUCUUAGAGAUACACAACAUGGCCAAUUUGAGGUCAAUCUGUGUUGGUACAUCAGUUUGUCCAGCAUUGCAGCGGAUUGAAGUUUCUUGUUGUCCUGAGUUGCAGGAACUUCCUCUGUCCAUCUCUAAUAUAAGCAGUUUGAAAGAGAUUAGAGGUGAGAUCAAGUGGUGGGACAAUUUAAGAUGGGAGAAUGAUGAUGCUAAGAACAUGUUUCUGCAAUACUUUCAAGCAAACCCAAGGGAGAACUGCUCAAGAAAGAGAAAAUACGAGUAA